AAGUAUCCUUGGAUUAAGCUUUUAGAGUUUUAGUGGUUAACCUAAAGCCCCCAACCAGAACAAACGUAGAACGCUCCAUGCACAAAGCUCUAAAACCCUGUGAUGGAGAAAGAAGCAGCAGCUACUUCAAACCCUAAGGAGGCUCCUACCUGCCAAGAGUGUGGCCGCAAUCCAUCAAAAUACAGAUGCCCGGGUUGCCAUCUUCGCUCUUGCAGCCUUCCUUGCGUCAAAGCUCACAAGAAGCGUACUAGCUGUACGGGCAAGAGGGACCGAACCCAAUUCGUCCCUCUCUCAAAGUUCGACGAUAAUCUCCUCAUAUCUGAUUAUAAUCUUCUUGAGGAAGCAAAAAGAGUAGCCGAAGCUUCUCAGAGACGGCGAAAUGGGUGGUCAGUCGGGUAUCCUUCUUUCAGACUACCCCAUAGGCUUUACCUUCUUCGGAAUGCGGCAAGUAAGCGUCGUACGCGGCUUCUUUUUCUCCCAAGUGGAAUGACAAGGAGGGAGAAGAACCAAUCACGAUAUGACCAAAGGAAGGAAUCUAUUUCCUGGACAAUUGAAUGGCGGUUUCAUUCGACAAAUGUUGUUCUUCUUGACCACAGAGUAGAUGAGAACACAAACCUCUGCUCCAUAAUUGAGAAGCAUCUGGUAUCUGGUCCAUUGAAUCAUCAACUGAAACCAUUUUGCAAGGAGCCUUUGGAACACCUUAAGCUCUUCAUUCAGAUAAAUCCAAAGGGUUCUCAGUCACCAUUCCGUGAGUUGGACAUAAAAGCCCCUAUAAGAGAACAGUUGGCUGGCAUAACUAUUGUGGAGUACCCUGUUAUUCAUGUUUUUCUACCUUCAGAUAGCUAUGAUUUUGAUAUUAUUAGAGAUUCGGAACCAUCUCUUCAGAAGGUAGAUGUUACGGAGUCUGUUAGCAAUGAUCAACCAAGCCCAAAAGGUGUUUUGUUCAGGGAAGAGGAAAUAGAAGAAGAUGGCAUGUCCUCUGAUACCCAGAUUUUCGAUCUUCUGAAGUAUAUAAAUCAAGAGCCUAUGGAAAAUUUUCAGAGUUCUAAUGUUGCACAAGUUCAGGAAAGAGGGUCUGAUGAAGAAGAUAACCAAUCUUCUGAAAUAAAAUUGUCAGGAGUUCCCCAAGAAGGAAAUCCCUUAUUGGGGAAUGAGUUACGAAAGUAUACAGCAGAAGGUAAAGAUGUUUAUUUUGAUUCCAUUCCAAAAGAUUUGCGAGUUGCAGAGAAUGUGGAUUUUGAUUUUAGCCAAGAUCUUAGAGAUGCUUACUCAGGCCUCAUAGAACAAGCCAAUCCUGAUGGAUUUCUUGACCUGGAAGGUCAGUUUGAUGAAGAAAUGGAAUUGGAAGGAAUAAGAGAUGCCCUUCAUAACAGUGGAAUGUUUUCCAUGGAGGAGGAAUUAGAGGAAGGGGAGAUACCGGGGUUCUGAAAAUUUGGAAUUCAUUGCCUCAAGGCAACAAGAAACCAGAUGCUGAACCAAGCAUCUGUUGAGAACCAUCACACAUGUUCCAACUCCCAUGAUUGUAAUGGCCUCCCAUGUCACAAAUUUGAGGUCCAAAUAUAAUUACAGUUUCCUGUCAAAGAGUACAGGAUGUUAAGAGUUUCAGGUAUGAAAAAAAGUGUUGUUAUGCUUGGCGUCUCAACUUAACCUGGGACGAUAUAAAUUUUCUGCACACUACCUGGGAAGUUUGGUGCUAAAUUAUAAGGUUACGGGAGAAAGUCAGAAAACCAAGCCUGGGAUGGUAUCGGUAAUAUGUUCUUAUUAGUAUGCUAUACAUUUUCAUUUUUCCUUCCGGCUCCAUUUGUUUGCAGUGCAAUUUCAUUUCACUAGUACAAAUCCAUGGGAGUACAACUGUACAAGUGAGAAUAGUGCAAAUUCUAAUGUAAUUUUGCUUUGGGUUUUAUUUUAUUUA
Molecule: messenger RNA, 1912 nt
Organism: Nelumbo nucifera (sacred lotus)
Lineage: Eukaryota; Viridiplantae; Streptophyta; Magnoliopsida; Proteales; Nelumbonaceae
Product: HIT-type Zinc finger family protein
Biological process (GO): snoRNA localization; box C/D snoRNP assembly; maturation of LSU-rRNA from tricistronic rRNA transcript (SSU-rRNA, 5.8S rRNA, LSU-rRNA)
Cellular component (GO): pre-snoRNP complex; nucleus
Source: RefSeq, a predicted model, not a curated record